AUGGCGGUCGUGGUUAGAGCUUCAUAGAGUUUGUCUUUAUAUUUAGUAGUUUAGAAUGAUUAUGUUAAGUCAAUAAGAUCCAUAUGUUCUAUAUGCAUACUUGCUGCUGUGUUUUUGAGGCAUUGUAGGUGUGACGCUGUAAAAUGAGCGGCUGGGCCGGUUUUUCUGACGUGGAGCUUCGGAAGAUGCAGCAGCAAGACUCAGCGAUGCCCACAGCGGGAACCCGCGGGCGGAAACCGGUUCCAGCCAACCGGAGUCGGCAGCAGUUACAGCGGGAGAGGGCCCUUCAAGAAGCCGUUCAAAAAACCGCUGGAGCCGCGUCUCUUUGCCUCCCGCCGGAGCAACAGCUCACCAAACCGCCGCCGAAAGAAGAUCCUGAGCCUCAGCCAGCAGCCCCUCCAACAGGAGCUCUGGCCGUCAAACAGGGGGUGCAGCACAGACCCCCCGAGAUGAAGCCGCCUCCAGAGGAGGAGACCCCGGCCGUCAAAGAGCUGGAGACACAGGAGGUGGCACUACGGGAAAAGACGCGUCUGGAGCAACUGCAGCAGGAGCAAAAGAUAAUCGAACAGAAGAAUAAGCUUAAGAAGGCUCUGCUGACAAAAACCAUCGCCGAGAAGUCCAAACAGACUCAGGCAGAGGCUGUGAAGCUGAAGAGGAUCCAGAAGGAGCUCCAGGCCCUCGAUGACAUGGUGUCCAAUGACAUCGGCAUCCUGCGAGUAAAGAUCGAACAAGCCAGCUGGGACUUCUCCGCAGCCAGAAAGCGUUAUGAGAAGGCGGAGGUGGAGUACGUGACGGCCAAGCUGGACCUGCACAAGAAGACGGAGGCGAAGGAGCAGCUGACGGAGCACCUCUGCGCCAUCAUCCAGCAGAACGAGCUGCGUAAAGCCCACAAGCUGGAGGAGCUGAUGCAGCAGCUGCAGCUUCGGACCACUGUGGAGGAGCUGAAGAGGCAGGAGGAGGAGGAGGAGGAGAAGAAGAAGAUAGAAAGCUGCGUGGAGACGCAGAGAGUCGGGAAACAGGGCAAGGGUUCAGUGGCGGAUCAGGAGGGAACGGUGCAAUCAACCAAAGACUGUAGACCCGCAGAGGAAGAGACGGUGAUGCAGGAGAACGGAGGGGAUGUCCGGCAAGAGCACCCCCCGAUAACUGAACCCCCAAAGACCGAACAAGACUGUCAAACACUACAAAACUCUGUUCAGAGCGGAGUUGCAGCCUCCUGAUGCUCAGAUAACAUGAUCACACUCUAGGGAUUCAAGUAAUGCUAAUGUUUUCCAAUAAUCCUCUCAGCCAGAGGACGUGAGGCUCCACGCUGUAACGUCCAGGGCCGGGUGGCCAACGUCAAUUCUUUUUUGGUAUCUGCCAAAAUGAGACAUUUCAGGGUUGGGAAAGAUUGUGGUUUUGGUUACUGAGUAUUGAGAAGAGUAAGCACGUCCUGUGUUCUUUGUGACUCUUUCAAUUUUCAACCAACACGACACGUGAACUUAACAAAGGGCUUGUUGGUGUCACAGAUAUCGAGUUCGGGGAUCGGGGGAGAACGGUUGUAUCAGCGCUUCUCUUUUUGUGACGUUGCAAAUUCGUAGAUUACAAACAUUUAUUUAUUUUAUUUAUAAAAAUAAUAAUCUGGGCGGUAUUGCAUGUCCUUCACAGGGUAUUUGCUGUUGCUUAUUAGUAGUUUAUAAAAUAUUUUUUUAUUGAACUGUCAAGUAUCCAAAGCUGAUAACUAUCUGGUUCAGAUUGUACUGAUUUUGUGAUUUGAUUGAAAUCAAAACUUUGCCAGUUUUAGACUUACUUUAUAUAGACGAACUUUUUAUAAGGCUUUGAGAACUUAAGCUUCUUUAGUUGAAUGUAGAAAGGUGUCGGGGGCGGGAAAGCUAUUUAUUUUGGUGAAACGAUAUCGACACUGGUAUCGAUAGAUUGCGAUCAACACCCAGCGUGCCUGCAGGAUCAGACCCGAUCACAAUCAUCUGCAGAGUGAAUCAGAGUGUCUCGCACCCGUUAUCCUCAAUCGGUCGCUGUUUUUAUUUGUGCGCUUCCAAAACUUCCACACAUGCGGAUAAACAUGUGAAUUAUCUCUCCCGAGCAAAAAGGUUGCAUUCAGAAGAUGACUGUUUUCGAUUGUUGUCUCUUCGUGGGCAGUAAUGAAAGAUGGGCCCCGCUUACUUCCUGGAAGGAGGCCCGGGUUUGUGUUCCACACAUGAACCCUUCUGUCUUGUGUGUUGUAGACCAACACGCGGGGCUCGUGUUUCUCAAAGCUAGUUCUCGUCUUGUCAGUGCAGCCGAGGAGCAGCGGGCCUCCUGAAUGGUAAGACGAUACCUGUUAAUGUGUGUACGGAUGCUUUGGGCUGCAUGCCAUUCUGCACAGUUUACUUUCUCCGGCUGCACAAUGUGUCGACAAUAAUGUGUGACGGUGACCUGUAUGUAUGUGUGCCUGCUUGCAUGUGAAGCAAACUACAUGAAUAUAAAUAGUUAUUUAAAUUGGGUAAAUAUUUAAAGAGGUGAUGUGUAGAUAUACACUACAGUUUGAUAUUUUACGAAAAUAAACUCUUUAAAAAAGUG
This is a messenger RNA of Anarrhichthys ocellatus (wolf-eel), 2553 nucleotides long. RefSeq names its product golgin, rab6-interacting (gene gorab). Lineage: Eukaryota; Metazoa; Chordata; Actinopteri; Perciformes; Anarhichadidae. The record is from RefSeq and is a predicted model, not a curated record. Gene Ontology annotation, biological process: non-motile cilium assembly. The transcript has 5 exons. The coding region runs from base 144 to 1217 and encodes 357 amino acids.